Toxotes jaculatrix (banded archerfish) is the source of this 1751-nucleotide messenger RNA. It is a transcript of the gene r3hcc1l, whose product is annotated as R3H domain and coiled-coil containing 1-like. The coding region runs from base 65 to 1093 and encodes 342 amino acids. The transcript is spliced from 7 exons. NCBI's taxonomy places the organism in Eukaryota, Metazoa, Chordata, Actinopteri, Toxotidae. The record is from RefSeq and is a predicted model, not a curated record.
UGGUGCGACGAAGAUCUGUUUCUAAACAAACCAAAUACGGGUGUUUUGAUAACAUCAUUUAACAAUGGAGUUGGAACAGCCAAAAGAAGACUGUGCUCAAACCCAGCCAACUCCCACACCCCCCUGCCAGUCAAAGAGGCCAAGUCAGGCUCUGUACGUUCCCAAACAACGGCUUCAUGCCUCCAAAGACAAAGCUCAGACUCAAGGAGAAGUUAAGCCAAGACCCAGGCCUCGCUACACAGACAAGGCACGAAAGAAUGCUAAGAACAAGAAGGACAAGGCUGAAGGGAAAGACAAGACAGCACCUGUUGGAGGAGAAGAUGAAGGUCAGAACAGUGACACUAAGCCUGAUGUGAAGGAAGAGUUGCUACAGGAUACAGAUGUGCAGGUUAAUGGGCAGCAUGAGUCGACCAGUGUGGGGGCAGAUGUUACCGCACGGCUGGAAGAAACAUCUCCUCAGGAGCUAAAGGGGGAAGAGGAGAGCUGGGACACAUUGUUCAACGAUGAUGGAGAUUGUUUGGACCCACAUCUGCUAGAAGAGCUCGCUGUGAAGGAAGGCAGAAAGAAGGAGUCAAUCCAGGAGCCCAGGUUUGAUUACUACAACAUGGACCGAGACGAUGAUGAAGACGACAUUGACCUCAGAGAGGAUGAACUCUCUCACAUCGUAGAGAUUUACGACUUCCCUGGCGAAUUUAAGACAGAGGACCUUCUCAAAUUAUUUCAGUGCUACCAACAGAGAGGCUUUGACAUUAAGUGGAUUGAUGAAACACAUGCCCUGGGCCUCUUCUCAAGCCCCAUAGCAGCCCGUGAAGCUUUAAGAUCCAAACAUCCUCUGAUGAAGCUGCGACCACUCUCCAAAUCCUCCUCUGCCACAAAAGCCAAAGCCCGCAGCUGCUCAGACUACCUCCUGCCCGCUAAAGAGAGACCUCAGACAAGUGCAGCACUGGCUCGCAAGCUUGUGAUCGGUGCCCUCGGUGUAAAGAGCAACCUGACGAAGGAGCAGCGCGAGGCGGAGAGGAGGAAACUCCAGGAGGCGAGAGAACAAAAGCGCCUGGCAGCCAAACAGAGGGAAGAUGCUUGGGAAGGAAAGUGACUGGACAGAGAACAACCCCCUUGUCUGUAUUUUUUUUUUUAUUCCUUGAUUCAGCAGAGACUGAAGAUUUCUCUGUUUCCUCUCUUGCUCUGUUUUUCUGUUUUUCUCAACUGGCCUCUCCUUCCCACCACCACACUGCCCAGAAAUGGAUUCCCACCAAUUUUUCCUUCUUAUUGCCACUGUCCGUUAGCCCGGAGUGUCACCUCAGAUGAGAACGUCCUACUCCUUUUCACUCUCCUUUAUUUUCUUACUUUCUUUGUUCAGGGGCUGUUGUCUCACCUGGACUUGCUUUCAUGUCUGUAACUAAGCUCUGUACUGAAGCACUGAGUAAUCAUUUGUAAUUUGAUAUUCAUUGAGAGGAUUAUUUUCUGUAUAGAUCUAAAGCCUCAUGUUUGUCAUUUAAUAGAUUUUUUAAAAAUGUUUUUAAAAAUGAACCAUGUAAAUCCAUCUGUAAAUGUAGGGAGCAGCACGGUUUACUGUUAAUGCUCCCGUAUCAUUUGAAUUUAGUCACGAUGGGACAGUACAUUAUUGUAUAUGAAGACAUUGUUGAUUUGAUUCUGUUUUAAUGGGUUAAAUUAAAUGUGUUAUUUUCAAACAUGCAGCAUUGUUUACAGUUCAAGGUUGACUUUUAUUAAACUUUUACCUGACUUUAAACCUU